GUAAAAUGUCCGAACUGAGUCGCUCUUCGUCGACGAUUACCGAUCAGAGCAUGACGGCUGGUACCCCAGGACUGCUGAUCGAUUCGUUCGCACAAACUGAACAGAUAAUCUCCCCCUUGAUGGAAGAUUCGGCGAUCAAAAGUAGCACUAGUCGAGAUAUGAUUGACUCGGGUGUUGUUGAACAGCAGAAGAGCACCUACAAGGAGCGAAACAUCAGCAUAACUGACGACGAGGAUAUGGUCUACAGCGCGAGCGGUAGCGUAGACGAUGGAGACCAACGCCAGCAGCGGCUCCGCUAUGAAAGCGUCUGUGAGGAGGAGCACGAUAAUCCCCCCGAACCGUCACAGCCGGACAGCAUCAAUAGUAAUACGACGGCCACGGCACAGCACAAUCAAUACCCAACAAUCACCGAAGCCACCGACGAAGUUGAUGGCGUUUUGCUGAACAUCAGCACCGGCAGUAUCGUAGUAGAUAUCCCCACCGCCGCCUCGUCUGGACUGCUCAGCGACACCAGUAGUGCUGCAAUGGUCAUGCUGGCGGUAGCUUCCGGUAGUGAUCCUUUCCUGUCCGACGAUGUGAGCGAUUCGGCUGACUCGGAGUAUCGUUCACUUGAGACCAAGGACGACGAUAGUGAUAUGCUCAAUUAAUGGAUGGACGCGGGGAGUAUGCUUUGGCAGUUAUUUAUUACUGGGUUUUGUAAAACAUUUCUUGAAUAUGUAAAAAAACUGCUACCUUUGUGUGCUUGUUGAUCAUAUCGAACAUUUUAGAACUAGGUGACUUUAUAUUUAAACUGUGUCUUACAAAUCAUACUUCACAAGUGAAACUUAACUAAUUGAACGAUGAAUGCCAAUAAAUUCAUAAUACUUGCCA
Molecule: messenger RNA, 870 nt
Organism: Aedes albopictus (Asian tiger mosquito)
Lineage: Eukaryota; Metazoa; Arthropoda; Insecta; Diptera; Culicidae
Product: serine-rich adhesin for platelets-like
Biological process (GO): piecemeal microautophagy of the nucleus; autophagosome assembly; autophagy of mitochondrion
Cellular component (GO): Atg1/ULK1 kinase complex; phagophore assembly site membrane
Molecular function (GO): protein kinase binding; molecular adaptor activity
Source: RefSeq, a predicted model, not a curated record